GACUUGCCUGCGAACGUGUCUGGGAAGCAUCUGAAGCAGAGACCGCAAAGAGACCUUUGUCCGUUAGAGUUUGAAACAGUUUGAGAGUGACUGCGCACAGUGGUGCAAAGUGCUAAUCCAAUUCGAUUUGUGACCGCGUGAAGUUCGCGUUCUGUGUAGAAGUCCGAAAUCAAAUUAAACAGCUUCGACUACGUUUUCAGCGAGCACAAUGCAGGCCGUGCACACAAAUGCACAGAGGAGCCAAUGGCUACUGCUGCUCUUCGCCAUGCUGCUGAAUGCGGCCGUUCAGCCACGCGAUUUCGCUGUGAAUGCCGCGGAGGAUGUGGGCAACGUGUCGCCCUGUGAGAUGGAGACCAUAAUAAAUCAACUCUUGAAUCCCAGUCCGGAGUAUCAGCUACACGCUUCCGCCUUGCGCAACCAGCUUAAGAAUCUAUUGCGGGAGCGCGAGGAGCAGCAGCAACAGGGCGACUAUGGCGACUACUUGGACGAGGACAAGCGUUCCGUGGCUGCGUUGGCCGCACAGGGACUGCUGAAUGCACCCAAGCGCAGUCUGGCCACGUUGGCCAAGAACGGGCAGCUGCCGACGGCCGAGCCCGGCGACGAUUAUGCCGAUGCCGAGUCUGGGGAGCCAAGCGAGCAGAAGCGGUACAUUGGCUCGCUUGCGCGUGCCGGCGGACUGAUGAGCUUUGGCAAGCGCAAUGUGGGCACCCUGGCGCGUGACUUCCAGUUGCCCAACGGCAAGCGCAACAUUGCCACCAUGGCCCGGCUGCAGAGCGCGCCCAGCACCCAUCGGGAGCAGCCUAAGCGGAAUGUCGCCGCAGUGGCACGCUACAAUUCGCAGCAGCAUCAGAAUCAGCGCAACAGCGGCGAGAAGCGCAAUCUGGGCGCCCUGAAGUCAUCGCCAGUUCAUGGCGUGCAGCAGAAGCGCGAGGACGAGGAGAUGCUUCUGCCCGCCGCCGCCGCCGCCGCUCCGGACUAUGCCGACCCCAUGCAAAGCUAUUGGUGGUAUCCCAGCUAUGCUGGCUAUGCCGAUCUCGAUUGGAAUGACUAUCGACGCGCCGAGAAGCGCUUCCUUGACACUUCCAAGGAUCCCGAAUUGUUUGGCAUUGAGCAUGGCAAUGAGGCAACCGAUGCCGAGGCCAAUGCCGCUGCCCUUGCUGAGGAGCUGGAGGAGGAUCAACAGCAGCAGCAGCAGCAGCAGCCAUUGCAGGCAAUGCCGCAGAAGCGUCACAUUGGCGCCGUCUAUCGUUCCGGCUUUCUGCCCAGUUACCGUUAUUUGCGCAGCCCCACCGGCAACACCGGCGGCGGCUUUGGCGGUGCGGGCGGUCGCUUUAGUCGCUCGGGACGUGCCAGGCAACUUGUCGAGUACUACCCCCAACACGAGCGACUGCGUCAACCAAUCGCAGCCGUUUGUAAACGUUGUUUCCUACCAAAUCGACCGAUGAUGAACUGGAGCGGUGCUGGCAUACGCGGUAGUCUGUCCAAAUUCUAUGUGGAUCCCAUCAUCGAGACGGCCAGAUCAUCGGCAGCAAACGCUGCACGCAUACGCAGCAUUUCCACCAAUUCGCUGCCAAGUGGCCCAGGCAAGAGCCGGACCUAUCCCUUCCAUUCGUGGGGCACACCGCCACGUAUUACAGCAUUGCAACGGGGCGUCUAUCGACGCAACGGUGAGUCCAUGGACAAUUACGAAUACUAAACUCUAUAUAGAUAUCACGACAAUAUAAUCCCAAAAAAAACAAUAAAAAUAACAAAACCAAUAUCGUAUACAGAAUUAUACAUAUACAUAUAUAUAGAUAUUUAUAUAUAUAAAUGUGUUAUGCAGUAUUUUCGAUGUAGUAGUUCUUUAACACCGUCACACACACACCUGCAGCACACGCAGCUACGCAGCGCAAAUGUAUCUGUAUCUCAAAGUUUGCCGUAGUUCGGUGCCACUCGAAUACGUAUCUGUAUCAAUAUAUAUAUAUAUAAAUAUAUAUAUAAAUCAAAUAAUUUAUUUAUCUAUGUAUAAAUGAGGUAACUGAUGCCAGUGCAAAGCAUGGAAACGUUUAAUAUCACAACUAAAUCAUAUCGUCUUGAAACUAUCGAUUAUCUCUGAACAAAAGAAAAAACAACAAACAAAACGAAAAAAGAAAAACAAUAAAAAAUUUAGUGCCAAUGCCGUACCUUAGCAGGAAGUGUUGAAUUUUAAAGAACCCCCGAAACAAAUAAGCACAGCUUCUACUAUUUUUUGCUAGAUCCCACACCUUAAACUCCCUACAUAUUGUAUUACUUCUUAUAUGUGUAUUCAUAUAUAAAUAUAUGACAAUAAUUAUUGAUAAUAAAGUAAAGGAAAUUCCUACCCAGUUAGUGCAAUGUUCUAGCCUAAGUUGUGGCACGAUAUAUAUAUAUUCAUAUAUACUCUUACCUAUAUGAAUCAAGGUAUUAUUAGUACUCGUAUACACCGAUGGAAGUUUACUGCGUCAAGGACAAUAAUUAAGCAAAAUCCGACAAUAAAUGAAAGGACAAUAAAAAUGCGAACAAACUAAAUAUUGAAAUAUAUUAAAUAUUGUAUUCAAUCAUUUUUAAAUGUUUAUUUGAAUACUACCCAAAGAGAAAUUGAUAAUAAAAAGAGAUACCCCAAAUAAACAUAAACAUAUUCAAUGUGCGUAAUUAUAAGUCUGAUGUUGUCAAUAAUUAACUUACAUAUUCAUUUCCAACUUAAAGUAUUCGAAAUGCAACAACAACAAAAUAUAUUUAAAUAUAUUAAAAUAUAUACUUAUACGACGAUUAUACAUGUAUACAGAUUUACUUCGAUUAUCUAUGUAUGUACUUAUCUCGACGAAUUGCUCAAGGCGAAUAGAGGCGCUGUAAAGAUAA
This is a messenger RNA of Drosophila navojoa, 2856 nucleotides long. RefSeq names its product Neuropeptide-like precursor 1 (gene Nplp1). NCBI's taxonomy places the organism in Eukaryota, Metazoa, Arthropoda, Insecta, Diptera, Drosophilidae. The record is from RefSeq and is a predicted model, not a curated record.